Penicillium brasilianum is the source of this 729-nucleotide messenger RNA. Lineage: Eukaryota; Fungi; Ascomycota; Eurotiomycetes; Eurotiales; Aspergillaceae. The record is from the annotation of a GenBank genome assembly.
CGGCACAAACAAACAUCCAAGCAUGACCAGCAAGAGGAUCGCAUUCAAGGUCCAUGGCACCGUGCAAGGUGUCGGGUUCCGGUAAGGAUGCGAUCACCCAGAUCGGGAGACUUUACUCAAAAGUGCGCAAUCAGCCAUGGCCUAAAAGGCUGGGUUCGAAAUACCACGUGCGGGAGAGUCGAGGGAGAAGUUCAAGGCGAUGAACAGACGGUACAGAAAUUGCUACAGCAGAUUGAUAAAGGCCCUCGUCAUGCCCACGUUGUGAAGUUAGAAAAGAGAGAAUUGGAUCUCCAGGACGGGGAAGACCAGUUUUUGGUGAUGCGGACUGCAGAGUCGAUGUUUCAUUCUGGGGCUUAAGCUAUGUGUUCUGCAUGAUGGUGGCCUCUUCGAUCGCUUCCAUCGUCCUUGGGUGGUAUUUUAAUGCGAAUCAUGAACUUUCCAAAGUAGAUCAUUAACCUUGUUUUCAUCCAUGAAGGACUGGAAAUGCCUAGAGUAAAUCCUCAAUUGUUUAAACUCCACCGUAGACUAUACACCAACGACUAUGCAUAGCGUGGACUAUAUAUACGUUAGGCCCAGCCACUAAGCAUCCCCACUAUGAGCAACAAUGAGAAAGAUAUCGGCAAGCACCGGGGGCUUACAUUCCUCUUCAGGACUCGUGACCAAAAUUUGUCCCCAAUUUCGCCCCGGUGAGAUCGAGUUUCAGAAAAUUCAAGAUCCCGAAUCGCAGAC